This is a messenger RNA of Thalassophryne amazonica, 1591 nucleotides long. It is a transcript of the gene prph2a, whose product is annotated as peripherin 2a (retinal degeneration, slow). NCBI's taxonomy places the organism in Eukaryota, Metazoa, Chordata, Actinopteri, Batrachoidiformes, Batrachoididae. Gene Ontology annotation, biological process: visual perception. The record is from RefSeq and is a predicted model, not a curated record. The coding region runs from base 207 to 1241 and encodes 344 amino acids. Gene Ontology annotation, cellular component: membrane. The transcript has 3 exons.
CACUGUGGGAUGGAUUACAGGCUAAUGUGACUCUCCUGAAGGACCAGCCAGAAUAUCGUGACAAAGAGUGAGAAGGGGAGUAAGGACCUGGGGUUGCUGGUUGGACCAAACAGGAGCACGUCAAACCAAAGGGAAAUCUCAGCUCUCACUCUCCUUGAGUGUUGUUCUGCUGUAUUUAUUGGCAAGGACACUUCCCAGGCUGAACAAUGGCUUUGAUGAAGGUCAAGUUUGACAUGAAAACGCGAGUGAAGCUCGCUCAGACAGUUUGGUUUAUGUACUGGUUUGCCGUAAUGGCUGGUGUGCUGGUCUUUAGCAUGGGGGUUUUCUUCAACAUUGAGCUACGGAAGCGCUCAGAACUUAUGGACAACAAGGAAAGCCACUUUUUGCCAAACCUGCUCAUAUUAAUGGGUCUAAUAACCUGUGGCCUCAACAUCUGUGGGGGUAAAAUCUGCUAUGACUCACUGGACCCUUCAAAAUGGACAAAGUGGAAGCCCUUCUUGAAGAACUUCUUGAUGUUCUGUGUGGUUUUCAAUAUCCUGCUGCUUGUGACAGCCCUGCUGUGUUUCUUGAUGAGAAUCCCUCUACAGUUCACCCUGGCUGAGGGUCUGAAAAGUGGCAUGAAGUACUACAAGGACACGGACACACCGGGCCGCUGCUACAUGAAGCGCACCCUGGACUUGAUGCAGAUUGAGUUUCGUUGUUGCGGGAAUGAAAACUACAAGGACUGGUUUGAGAUACAGUGGAUUAGCAACCGCUACCUUGACUUCAGUGCAAAGGAGGUCAAAGAUCGCAUUGGCAGUAAUGUGGAUGGCCAGUAUCUGAUGGAUGGGGUCCCGUUCAGCUGCUGUAACCCCAGCUCCCCCCGUCCCUGCAUCCAGUACCAGAUGACCAACAACUCUGCCCACUACAGCUACGACCACUACACUGAGGAGCUCAAUGUGUGGAUGCGUGGCUGCAGGGAUGCCCUGCUAGCUUAUUAUGGUGGCAUGAUGUUCUCCAUUGGCGCGCUGGUGGUGCUGGUCACAGUCCUGGAGGUUGCCGUCACUGUGGGCCUGCAGUACGUGAACACGUCCUUGUCCACCCUGGCCAAUCCGGACGACCCAGAGAGUGAGAGUGAGGGCUGGAUCCUGGAGAAGACUGUGAAGGAGACGUUCACUGACAUCAUGGCCACAAUGAAGAGCAUAGGCAAAGGCAACAAGGUGGAGGAGGGAGGCGAAGCAACAGCGGACGCAACAAGCUGAGUAAAAAUGCUCCUGCAAAAACUGAAAACGCGCCAACCUGAAGGGCAGAGGAAGGGAACACUUAAAAUUAACACCUUUUUUCUACCAACAUUUAUGCACAUAAAUACUACUUACACACAUAAAUGGACUUAUUGCAAACAUUACCCUUGAAUAAUGAAUACUGUGCACUUCCUGCAUAGACACAAAUUGGAUCAUAUGUGUUGUUAUUUAUGUUUUAAUCCAGAAAUCCAUCUCAGUUUAUUUCACAGCACACUUAAAAAAUGGUGUGGGUUGGGUCUUUUAUUCAUUUUUUGUUUUCUUAUUCCCACAAAAGUGAAAAAAGUUGUCAAUAAAUGUCACCUAUUUUGAAU